This is a messenger RNA of Poeciliopsis prolifica (blackstripe livebearer), 4034 nucleotides long. It is a transcript of the gene dhx37, whose product is annotated as DEAH (Asp-Glu-Ala-His) box polypeptide 37. Gene Ontology annotation, cellular component: nucleolus; intracellular anatomical structure. Gene Ontology annotation, biological process: maturation of SSU-rRNA from tricistronic rRNA transcript (SSU-rRNA, 5.8S rRNA, LSU-rRNA). The transcript is spliced from 26 exons. Gene Ontology annotation, molecular function: ATP binding; RNA binding. Lineage: Eukaryota; Metazoa; Chordata; Actinopteri; Cyprinodontiformes; Poeciliidae. The record is from RefSeq and is a predicted model, not a curated record. The coding region runs from base 280 to 3741 and encodes 1153 amino acids.
GUAACAGUUCCGGGGGGACAGCAUUAACAGUCGGACCUUCACAUGUUUACACAUGAGGUUUCCACAUUAGAUCCUUCAGUGGCUAAUUUAUCCUUUUUCCACCCUUUUGAACAAUUCUGCUGAAGACAUAACGACUUUAAAACAAUCAUGAGUUCCGCAGCACAAAGGUUUAUGUCGGAAACAUUUUCUUUUCGUCGUUUUUGAGCUGCUGAAGUCUCAGCCUCGUCCGUUUCUGUAUCAGAGCCUGUUGCCUGUGUUAUAUCCAGCUGUUUGUUUAAAAUGGGAAAGCUAAGGAAGAAGCACAACUGGAAAGGAAGGCAGCAAAGUGAAACGCAUCAACCAGCAAAGGAAGAGAAGACGGAUAUUGUGGUGGAGCUAAACGAUGGGGAUCGGAUGAAAGGUGUAGACGACAGCAACGCUCUGGUCCUUCCAGCCUCCAAACACAAGAAGAAGAAAGAGGAGGAAUCUAAGAAAAAGCCCGUGACCUCCAAAAAACCUCUGACGAAGAAACAGAGGAAGGAGCUUCAAAAGGUCCUGGAGCGCAAAGAGAAAAAAGCUCAGAGGGCAGACAUCCUCACCAAACUGGCCGAGGUCCAACUUCCAGAGUCUGAACUGAAGCUUUUGUUCACAACAUCCAAACUGGGAACAGGAGACAAGCUUUACCAAACUAAACAGUCAUUGGAUGAAGAAAAAGAUGGAGCUUCUGGUCCAAAGAUUAGUAGUGUGAGCGGGGCAAACAGGAAGAGAAAAUGGGAAGAUGAGGAGGAAGAGCAGCAAAAAGAAGAAAGCAGUGAUGAAGACACAUCCUCUGAUGAGGAGGAAGAGGAACAGAAAGAGGACGAUAGAGAGGACAAUUCUGUAGGGACAAAUGAACAUAAGGACGUUGAUGAAACCAAACUGGAGGCGAAGCUGGAGCAGAACAUUGCAGAUCCAGAUAAGCAAAAGGAGACGGUUCCUAAUAAGAAGACUGUGCAAAGCAAGAGGCCGUCAGAGCCGGCUGUGUUUAUUCCAGUUGACAGAUCAGCAGAGAUUCAGGAGGCUCGUCUGAAGCUGCCAGUGCUGGCCGAGGAGCAGGUCAUCAUGGAGGCAGUCAGGGAGAAUCCCUGCGUUGUUAUCUGUGGGGAGACAGGAAGUGGAAAGACAACGCAGGUGCCUCAGUUCCUGUAUGAGGCUGGUUAUGCCUGUGACAGCAGGAUAAUUGGGAUCACAGAGCCGAGGAGAGUCGCAGCGGUCAGCAUGUCGCACAGAGUGGCCAAAGAGAUGAACCUUCCCUCCCAAGUCGUAUCAUACCAGAUUCGAUACGAAGGCAACGUGACGAGCGACACGAAGAUCAAGUUCAUGACAGACGGUGUUCUGCUGAAGGAGAUCCAGAAGGAUUUUCUGCUUCAGAGAUACAGUGUGAUAAUCAUAGACGAAGCCCAUGAACGAAGCGUUUACACGGACAUCCUCAUCGGCUUGUUGUCUCGCAUCGUCCCACUGAGAAACAAGAAAGGAAUGCCCAUGAAGCUGCUGAUCAUGUCGGCCACUCUGCGCGUCGAGGACUUCACAGAAAACCAGAAGCUUUUUCAGAUGCCGCCUCCUGUCAUCAAGGUGGACGCCCGGCAGUUCCCAGUUACCAUCCAUUUCAACAAACGAACUCCGCUGGAGGAUUACACCGGAGAAGCCUUCCAGAAGAUCUGCAAAAUCCACCGCAUGCUGCCUCCCGGGGGGAUUCUGGUGUUUCUGACGGGUCAGGCUGAGGUCCACAGCCUCUGCAGGAGACUCAGGAGAGCGUUUCCUUUCAGGAAGAGCAGCACGGCCGCUGCUGAAGAUGAGGAAGAGGACACGGCUGAGGCAAUGAGGAAAUUUAAGAAGGCCAAACAGAAGAAGAAUGUUUCUCUGCCUCGGAUCGACCUGGAUAACUACUCUGCCCUGCCGGUGGACGAGGGCGACGAGGACAGAGAGGCUGGGAUCAGAGAUGAGGAGGACGGAGGCUCGGACCUCGAGAUCGGGGACGAUCCAACCGAGUCGGAAUGCAAGGCUGACCCGUCCAUUCCUCUGUUUGUUCUCCCACUGUAUUCGCUCUUGGCUCCUGAGCAGCAAGCUAAGGUGUUCAGGCCGCCUCCACCUGGCACUCGUCUCUGUGUCGUAGCCACCAACGUCGCUGAGACAUCUUUGACCAUUCCUGGCAUCAAAUAUGUUGUCGACUGCGGCCGGGUUAAGAAGCGUUACUACGACAGAGUGACGGGUGUGUCAUCCUUCAAAGUCUCAUGGACCUCUCAGGCCUCAGCCAAUCAGAGGGCAGGCAGAGCCGGACGAACGGAGGCCGGACAUUGUUACAGGUUGUAUUCCUCUGCGGUUUUUGGAGACUUCAGUGAGUUUUCUGAGGCAGAGAUCACUCGCCGCCCCGUAGAGGAUCUGGUUCUGCAGAUGAAGGACCUCAACAUCGAGAAGGUGGUUAAUUUUCCUUUUCCCACACCUCCAUCCACCGAGGCUCUGAUCGCUGCAGAGGAGUUACUGGUUUCACUGGGAGCUCUGGAAGAGCCGCCUCGCUCUGGAAGGAUAAAAACCUUGCAGCAAGCGAAGUUGAGCUGUCCCAUCACCUCGCUGGGCAGAGCGAUGGCUUCAUUCCCCGUGUCGCCACGUUAUGCAAAGAUGUUGGCGCUCGGGAAGCAGCAGGACUGUUUGCCGUACAUCAUCGCCGUGGUUUCAGCCAUGACUGUCCGGGAAAUCUUUGAGGACUUUGACAGACCUGCUCGUAGUGACGAUGAGAGCUCCAAGCUUACCCAGCGUCGAGCUCGGCUGGCCCAGAUGAGGCGCUUGUGGGCGGGGCAAGGAGCUUCACUCCUGCUGGGGGAUCUCAUGGUGAUGCUGGGUGCUGUUGGUGCUUGUGAGUUUGCUGGCUGCACUCCCAAGUUUUGUGAGGAAAACGGACUGAGAUUCAAAGCAAUGGUGGAGAUCAGGAGGCUCAGAGGUCAACUUACCAACGCAGUGAACGCAGUGUGUCCGGAGGUGGGCGUAUUUGUGGAUCCAAAGAUGACUCCACCCACUGAACAUCAGGUGGUUUGCCUGCGGCAGAUUGCUCUGACCGGACUGGGAGACCACCUGGCGAGACGUGUCCAAGCAGAAGACAUGCUGGACCCGAAGUGGAAGAAUGCAUACAAGACUCCUCUGAUGGAUGAUCCAGUGUUCAUUCAUCCAAAUUCUGCUUUGUUCAAAAAGCUGCCAGAGUUUGUGGUCUAUCAGGAGAUCAUGGAGACUUCCAAAAUGUACAUGAGAGGUGUUUCAGCAGUAGAAGCAGACUGGGUCCCUGAGCUCCUGCCUCAGUACUGCCACUUCGGCCCUCCUCUGGACUCACCGGCGCCGUGGUUCUGCUCUUCCACCGGCACCAUCAGAUGCCACAGAUCAAGCACAUUCUUCCGGGUGGGUUGGCAGCUGCCGGCAGUGGAGAUGGAGUAUCCUGAAGGUUUGGAGCGCUACAGGCUGUUUGCCAGGUUUCUUCUGGAAGGACAGGUUUGUCCCAAGCUAAAGAAAAACACGGGCCACCUUCUGUCAAACCCCUCCAUCAUGAUGAAAACUUGGGCAAAACUCCAGCCCAGGACAGAGGCUUUACUGGGACCACUGGUUUCAAGAAGGGUUGACAGCAGAGAUGCUCUCCAUUCUAUCUGGAAGACUGAAGAUAAAUUUCUGUUGUCUGCAUACUGCCAGUGGUUACCUGAGGCCACACACCAAGAAGUCGCCAAAUCCUGGCCUCCAAUUUAAAUGCCAGAAUCACAGCAGAAACGAGAGAUGAACUGACCAGAGAGAGAGAUGAGACCGCCUGCCUCACCCCCAAAAAACGAUUUGGGUCAUUUUUUGUAAAACGUUUCUAUUGUGUAUCUACAGCAGCACCACAGCUACUUUUCUCAGCUUCAUGUUGUUUAUAUGAAGUGUGAGUUUUGUAGGAAGGAAUAUUAUUUUUCUAGUUCUGUACUGAUGUUUUCUGUGUGUUUGCUGCUGUAAAAAACUUGUACUGCAGUAUUGGUCUUCAUAAGACUUUAUAAAACAUUUGAUGU